AUGGAAAUAGCCUUCUACAGCAACAAAUGCGCCCUAAAAGAUACCCUGCGCAUUAUUCGCCAUGCCAAGAAUCCCUGUUUAAAGCGCAAGCAGCAACUAACUGAAUAUUCUGAAGGUCUGAUUGGCACCAAUCAAAGCAUUAUUUCCCUGCAUCCUAACAUAUCCCAAGACGAAGUAUCUGAAUUUACUAAACUUGUUGACCAGUGGCACUCCCUCAAUAGCACAGCCACAACUGGCAACAACUACUGCCUUGUCUGUCUCAAAAACUGUCUUGAAAGUCAUACCGAAUCCCUCCCCUCCCAAUCCACCACCAUUGAAGAACCCCAACUCCCUCCAAAAACCCAAGACAUUAAAGACGUAGCCGAUAAGAUGGAACGCCUUCAUGAAAAAGCCCAAUUCAUUGAAGCUGUAGUUACUGUCCAAAAUGAAAGAAUUGACCAGACUUCUUAUGAUACUCAAUUUUCAGCUGAAUACUCCCAAAACCAUUUAGUUGAACUCGAAGAAAUCCUACGCCGCAAGAAACGAAGUCUUCUAAUCAAAAGAUGGCUAGGCGCCCUAUUUGUCUUUAUUUGCUUCCUUUCUUUACUUCUCUUAAGACCAGUUUUUCCCUAA
Messenger RNA from Nematocida homosporus, 612 nucleotides. RefSeq lists its product as uncharacterized. Lineage: Eukaryota; Fungi; Microsporidia. The transcript has a single exon. The record is from RefSeq and is a predicted model, not a curated record. The coding region runs from base 1 to 612 and encodes 203 amino acids.